This is a messenger RNA of Lentinula edodes (shiitake mushroom), 3018 nucleotides long. RefSeq lists its product as uncharacterized. Gene Ontology annotation, molecular function: chromatin binding; protein binding. NCBI's taxonomy places the organism in Eukaryota, Fungi, Basidiomycota, Agaricomycetes, Agaricales, Omphalotaceae. The coding region runs from base 125 to 2860 and encodes 911 amino acids. The record is from RefSeq and is a predicted model, not a curated record. The transcript is spliced from 7 exons. Gene Ontology annotation, cellular component: RSC-type complex. Gene Ontology annotation, biological process: chromatin remodeling.
GCUUGAAAAGAGCGCUUGUCACUACGGGUCGGGGAUGUUUAAUCGGCACCAUUACUCUUGCACCAUUACCUCCACGUUCUAGAUUCCUGUUUUCAUUGGUGUGAAAGUCUUGCACACUCGUCGAAUGUCGUUGACGGCUUCUCAAAAAUCUGCAAUCUCUUCUGUCUUCGAUGUUCUGCUUACUGCAGUUGCGACGCCUCCAAGUAAAGCCAAACCUGGUGACAUAGGAGUCGGAGGAACGGGAAUAGGAACAGGUAGAGGGCGUAAGAGGCUGUUGAGUGGAAUGUUCUUGGUCCUUCUGGAUCGGAAUGAUUGGGCGGAGUACUACGAUUUAAUCCCCAAUCCACGCGCUUUACACCCGAUUCGCGAUUCACUUGCCGAGAACAAGUACACGAACGCGUUAGAGGUGUAUACAGACUUGAGUUUAGUAUUUUGGAACGCCAUAUUUUACAAUGAGCGGGACAGCCAGAUUUCUAAAGACGCCGCAGUCUUGAAGAAUCUUCUAGACAUUGAGUGGGCGAAGCGUGCUGACUUGCCUCAGCCCAAAUCACGCUCUCCUCCGCCUGGCUCGGCACAGAAAACUUAUCCAGAAAUCGAGGAGAAGGAACGGGAGAGGGAAAGAGAAAUAGAGCAUCAAAUAGAGAUGGAGAAAGAAAAAGAGAAAGAAAAGGAGAGAAACGCGAAGAGCUCUGAAAUACAAACUCCACAGCCGUCUCAACUUCUAUACCAACCUCAACCAACAUUUCAACCUCAACUCACAUUCAACUCUGUCCCGGACAUCGUCGACAUGGACGUAGACAUGCCAGAUACUGAGAGCGAAGUCGAUCAAACUGAUACCGAAGCCGAAGCAGAUGACGAAGACGAAGGCGAUGGCAUUGACGAAGAUAUUAUUCAUCAGCUGGAAAACAGUCUCCCCAGAUGGCCUGGAUUCUAUGACAACGAGGAAGAAGGGUGGUUAGCCGAGGGGAACACCGGAUUAUACUUAGAGCUCAUUCAUGCACUCAAAGGACACAAGGACGUUAUUGGAAACCGUCUCGCUGCCGUACUCGAAGCUAUCCCAGAUGUCAUUGAUGGUCCAACGAGUACGACCAAGGGGAAGCUCAUUUCAAUCAAAGCGAUUGAAGCACGAAUAAAGUCUAACGCCUACCCAACUGCCGCGUCUUUCGAUAAGGACAUGAUGUUACUAUUCGAGAAAGGGCGAAGGUGGUGGGAGCCUGCGCACCCCCAUACUGAUCAUUCACCGACCUCCUCCUCAAAAUCUUACUCCGUACCUUCUGGAAAACCAAAAUCAAUUUAUGGUGGAUCUAGGGUAGAAUACGCCCAAGUUCUGAUCUUACAGCGUCUCUACCAAAGCCUUACCUCUCCUUAUCUCCCGGAUCGCCCUAAACCAAAUUCAGGUCCUCCAUACUCCUCUGAAACCAAUUUCGCGAGCCUCCGUGUUGGGCCUGGGAGACCCAAUCCUCAUCAAUCCCAGAACCCGCCUGUUGCAGAAGAAAACCCAACCCUUACGUCGGGUUUAAAGCAAAUCCAUACCAUUAUGGAAAAUCGAACUUUUCUUGACCAGGUCAAAUACAAGGGAUGGACUGUUCGCGUGGGCGAUUGGGUGCAUCUAGCGAAUGGAAGUGAUAUGUAUAGUGGUACAGGUGCAGGGGCGGGUGGUGGUGCCGGGCGACCGAUUGUUGCCCAGGUUUGGAAGGUAUGGCAGAUGCAAACCAAUGCUACGAGUGCGAGUACGAAUGGUGCUACAUCUAGUCGAAGCCAAAAUGGUGUAUCAUCAAAAGGAGAUGGAGAUGGAAUCACUGUUUGCUGGUAUUACCGCCCCGAAGAGACAUUCCAUUCUUCGCAAAGGGUAUUUUGGGAGAAUGAGGUAUUCAAGAGCAAUCACUUCGCGUCUCAUCCCGUCUCGGACAUACUUGAGCCCAUCUUCGUCCAGCAUACUCGGGCUCACAUCCGGGGCAGACCCCGAGGAAACGAACGGAGAUGGUAUCCUGGAUGGCCGCUAUAUGUCUGUGAUUCGCGUUACAGCUAUAGCAAGGGAUAUAGGAACUAUCAGAAUCGUGCUAGAGGUCUAAGUGGACAGAUAGCACCUAAACCAGCCUUUUUCCGCAUCAAAAAUUGGGCUUCGUGUCUGCCUCCGGAGAUAUCUCAGGGAAUACAGCAGCUGAUAUACCCCUUCGAGAAGACAGUCUUUCCUGUCAGGCGACCAAGUCCUUUUACUGUUGGAGGUGGAGGACCUGGUGGUCUUGUUGAAGACAGCGUCUCUGGCACAGUAUCGGGGCCAACGAAAGGUGUCUUAGCUGGCUCUGCUGACGUUGCAAAGUCUGUAGCUACUGCUAUACAAUACUUGCAACAGUAUGCCAAUGUACAGUCACAAUCUCAGCCGUAUUCUCAACCUUACCAAAGAUAUCAGUCAUCAUCCGUACCCGCACCGGCAACAACAAAAGCAUCCAAACCAGAUCGAACCUCAACUGCAUACGCCAUGGCGCAAGCACAAGGGGCGCAAGUUGAUCUUUUGAUGUUACCCAAAGAUACUACCCGUCAUUUUUCCAGAGACCCGACCACCGGCUCUCUCCUCUGGUUUCCCUCGGCACCUACGAAUGCUCCAGGGCGUGGGGGAAACGCAGCUAGUACAUCUGGAUACACUGGCUCCAACUCGAGGGUCAGGGUAGGAUACAGUCUGGAAUAUCUACAUUGGAGGGCGAUGAAAUCGGCCAAGAAAUCGGAGGAAGAUGUCCAGGAAAGUUCGGCGAAACGGAAAACAUUGGAGGUAGAUGGGGACGUAGUCAAUGGCAAUGGUAGUGAGGUUGAAUCAGAUCCGUCAGAGCUAACAAGUUUGAGGAAGAGACAAAAGCCAAGUUGAAUGGAAAUGACGGAGGGGUUCGCAGAAAACUGAAAGGUCGUAGUGCACGUAAAUUUAUUUCUAAAGGUUAUCACGGUGGGCUGUAGAACUCUCAAUAUAUCGAUACCAGAUAUAUAUCUAUUGUAGCAAUAGUACUUUUGUAACGUCUUCGAUAUGGG